AUGGCAGAGUUGUUGUUCUGACAGAUCUCCUCUUUGGGUCAGCAGUGAACCACACGUGCGAAGAAGGGCACGAACUAGUUGGACAGUCUCAGAGGCGAUGUGAGAUUUUUGGAAUGCUUGUCGCCUGGAGUGGUGCUCCUCCUAUUUGCCAGAAGGUGGUAUGCCCAGUCCCAGAGAUCCAGAACGGGAGAAUAUCCAUUCGUAAAAGUCGCUACACAUAUGAAGAUACUGUUAGCUUUAGGUGCCAUGAAGGCUUCACCCUGCAAGGCCAUCAUACAGUUCAAUGCAGAGCUGAUAAAACAUGGGACCCACCUGUGCCAGUUUGUGAACAGGGUGGAAUGGCAAAAUUCUAUCAUCGUCCUACUGAUACCACAACAAAGCCAGAGGUGAAGUGUCUGCCUCCCCCAAGCAUUACUAAUGGGGAACACAGCAGGCAUUCCUCAGACACUUUUGACAUAGGAGCACUUGUGCACUACAGCUGCAAGCCUGGCUUCUUCCUUAUCGGGAAUGAGUCUAUCCGCUGUACAACAUACGGAGUCUGGAGCCGUCCCCUUCCUCGGUGUGAAGUUGGCUGUGCGAGCCCAGGAGUUGGGAAUGGAAAAGCAAUCAGACUGGAGUCUUUCUAUAGACCUGGAGACAUCGUUAGGAUUGAAUGCAACAGUGACAAUGUCCCUAAAGGCCUCCACGAGUCCCAGUGCCAGGCUGGAGGUACCUGGGAUCCACCACUCCCCAUCUGUGAAAGAGCGCUGCAUUGCUCCAAGCCUCUGGAGAUCGCCAAUGGGUGGCACAGUGGCCUGGCAGUAGCAGUUUUUGCUCCUGGAAUGUCUGUAAACUACAGCUGUGAGUCUGGCUUCUCUCUCAUUGGGACAGCAUCCAUUUAUUGCACAGAGGCUGGAGCCUGGAGCCAUCCCUCUCCAGUCUGUCAAGUUGUGAAGUGCCUCCAUCCUCCGAACAUCACCAAUGGGAAGCUCGUAGGCCAUAUUUCUGACACUUUUCCCUUUGGAGCAUCUGUGUCCUACAGCUGUAAUCCUGGUUAUUCACUCACUGGGAACGCUUUCAUUAACUGCACGGUGUCUGGAACUUGGGGCCAGCCUCUUCCUCAGUGCGAAGAGAUCAGAUGUGUAUUCCCAGAAGUUCUAGGUGUUAAGAAAACCAUGAGGGGAAAUACAUAUCGACCAGGGACUAACAUUACUCUUGAAUGUGAUGAUGGUUACAUGUUGGAAGGCAUCAGUCAGAUUCAGUGUCAAGAGGACUUCAGCUGGGACCCUCCUGUGCCAGCAUGUAGACUAGCUUCACACAAGUCUAGGUCAGUAGGCCUCGGAGUUACAGCUGCAGUAGUCCUGAUUCUCCUGGGUGCGGGCAUUGUCUGGAAAAUUAUUUCAAAGCAGAAGGAAGGCUAUUAUCAUACUUAUGAAAACUAUGGGUACCGGCAGGAGACCUUUGGUUUCACUAGUCCAGUAUUUGACUCGUUCUCCAUGCGAAAGAAACUGGCUGCAGAUUACACGAAGCUUUGGCAGGAAUACAUAACCCAAGGGUGUUUCUAUGACUGGUACGUGCAAGUGAACAAUGGCUAUAAAAACGACAGCUCUUGUCACAAGCGGUCUUGUGUAAGCCAGUACAAGGAAGCUACUCCUAAAGGGACAGGCACAUGUGAACCUCCAGAAAGACUUUAUUAUGCAGAGCUCAAAGACGACUUCAAGGCAACGAAGAGCUUUCCUGUGGGAGCCAAUGUGUCGUAUGACUGCCGUCCAGGGUACAUGAGUAUCCCUGGAAUGUCAUCAACUCUUGUUUGUGGGUCAGACUCACGGUGGUCACAAACAGAGCAGUUCUGUACAGAGAGAAAAUGUAGACAUCCAGGAGACUUAGAACAUGGUUCUGUUCAUGUGGAAGAUCUUGAUCUUAAAUUUGGUUCAAGGAUUACUUUUUCUUGUCAAGAGGGAUUCAGAUUGCAUGGAACUAAUGAAGUUACCUGUGUAAUUGAAGGUAAAGGUGUUGGCUGGAGUGAAGGUCUUCCUUUCUGUGAACAAAUUCCUUGUGAGCCACCUCCAAAAAUAGCCAAUGGGAGAUACAGUGAAGUGGACAGCUAUGUUUAUCAAACAACAGUGAUCUAUAAGUGUGAUGAUGUACCAAAAGGCAUGGAUCGCUUCUCACUAAUUGGCGCGGAUUCUAUUUUCUGCACAUAUGAUGCAGACCAAAAUGGAAUUUGGAGUGGACCACCUCCACAAUGUAGAGUGGUCAAAUGUGAUAACCCAGAAGUUCAAAAUGGAAAAAAACUAGCUGGAUUUGGGCCUUCCUAUAGCUAUCGGGAUUCAGUUACGUUUGAGUGUAAUCCAGGCUAUUUCAUGGUUGGAAAUGAAACAGUUACCUGUCGCGAAGAUAGCACCUGGCAUCCCCCAAAACCAGCCUGUAAAAAAAUUACUGAAGAUGUAUGUGGUGCACCAAAGAUCAGAAAUGGAAAAAUAAUUCCACUGAAAUCUGACUAUGCAAAAGGAGAAUCUGUUCAGGUAAAAUGCAGUGCUCACUGCGCUUUUCCUGAUGGUGCUGGAGAGAUGACGAUAACAUGUGAAGGACGUGAUACGUGGAGUUCAUUGCAAAACUGUGAGCUUAUAGUUUUUGGUUCCACUCUGGACAUUAGUCAUGGUAGAGUAAUUGCUGGAUUAAAAUCGUCAUAUUCUGUAGGGGAUAGUAUUACAAUUGAAUGUUAUGCAGGCUACACAUUACAUGGUGAAGCUAAAAUUCAGUAUGUUGGAGCAAACAGAUGGAUGCCUGAAGUACCAACUUGCCAGUUAAGUGCAUAUAUUAUCGUCAUCAUCUGUGCAAUUGUGGCAAUUCUGGUGUUGCUGGCAGCCUUCUGGAUCUAUAAGCUAUUGUUUUCACCAAAAGGUGUGUGUCCACAUCAGCUCAACUCCAUAGAGCAGAGACAACAACCAACAGCAAAAUCGGACUGCGUCACAGAUGUAACACGACCAUCGGCAAAACAAGUGCAGUAAGAUAUCAUGGCUGCCUCGUCAUUCAGAGCGCCUUCCUUAGCUAUCAGAGAAGAAUAAUACGGGACCACCAUUGUUGCUGCUAUUCCUGUUGUUCCCCUGCUCUGCGGAACUGGCGCUGCAGGAGGCAAGGAUGCUCCAAGGGAGCCAGCUACCGCCAGCGAAGGCUCAACUGCCGUUCGAAGGACAGGCUACUGCUAAGAGAAGGAGACCGAGAGCUCAGUAUGUUGGAGUUGGUUCUAAACCCAGCUGUUAUUGCUAAACAACCAUACCUGACUCUUGAGAUGUCAGUGAGUAAGUCAUAUAAACACUUGGGCCACCCUUUCCCUAAAGUUUUUAAAGCCUUGGUAUGAUGAAAGGCUAAGCAAUAAUGUACCCUGCCGUAUGAGAAAGCAAAGUUACCACUCCACUGCAUAAUCAGGUGACUUCCUCGGCCAGAAGGACCAAGCUCAAAUCUGGUUGCGUCGUCAGAACUUCCAGGCAGAGCUGCCAUCUUCAUUGUUCAUCACUUUAAGAAGAGAGGUGGAAAAAAUAGUAUAGUAAAUGGUUAAGAGGGUAAAAUGUUCUCCUCCUUAUCUUCAUCUCCUCGUCCUCUCUCUGGAUAUGCUGUCUGCCCUCAGUCUCCCAUUCAUCCUUACCUAGUCUUUUCCCAGUCCUCUUUUUACUCCUGCUUUCUAAUGCUAUUAUUUUCUUCUAAACCUUUACAGGGCUGUAGUCAGCUUUCCUUGACGUUACUGAGACUGUGUCAAAUUCACGCGUAUGUAAAUGAAAGCAGAGUUUAGCCUAGAGUCUUUUUCACUUCUUCAGUUAUUCCCGUGACAUAAUUUCCAGAUACAGUCCCUGCCCCAAGCCAUUUACAGUGCUGCUACCGUGUUUACUUUUGGGCUACCAAAGCUUGAAGGUAACAUUUAAUUCCCUUAUAAGGAAGAAAGAAAGAAAGUAAAAAGCCCCAAACUCUAGUACUUUCCUGUUUCACCGUGGUUAGCAGCUCUGACACGUCAUUGCGACAACGGUGCAGCAAAAUGAAACCUUCCUAUCACUGACACAGUGCAAACUUGCAGACCUGUGUAUUCGCCGCCGCGUAUUUGCACAAUACCAUCGGCAUCACAUGCAAAAAGUUCAUUCUGUUUCUUUUUUUUUUGGCUCGUUCUGUCGCUGUGCUGGAGCAAAACGCUGCAAAAGGCAGGGAUGUUCCCGGCCGGCCGCCCUGCGGGAGAGCGGGAGAAGCCCGGCGGGGCACGGAGCCGUCCCAGCACUUCGGAGCGAGUGAGAUCGACAUUCGGAUUUGACACCCGGUCCGUGGCCAAUCCGGGAGGGCUUUUCACCUGCCAGCGCCUUCUCCACCAAUAGCGCGGCGUGCUGAGAGCGAGAGCCCUCCCCAGCCAAUCGGGAGCGGGCUCGGCCACUUAGUUAAUGAUGCAGCAGUACAGGGAAGACUAUCACAUGUGAGCUGGAAGGCUGCCAACAUGGAGACACGGAGAGAGCAAGGUAAACAACUUUCCAACGCCAAAAUGAUGACAUUUAAUCCCUAAAUGCUAGCUUCCCGGCUCGACUCAUCCUUAACCCCUUUCAGCUGGUUUGGAAGCGUCUGGAAGGCACCACGUACCUGUCCCCAGUGCUUUUAAAAACGGGCCGACAUGCCCUGCAAUGAUCACUGCGUCACCGUUUACCACUUUCUGAACUACGCAGUGACAAACCUCCAAGCUCUGAAAUGCAGAGCGUCUGUUAACCCUUCCACCAAAUCCUUGCCAACAUGCUAGCCUUUAGAGAGACAGGAAGGAAUAAAGAGCCAAAACAAAACACGAAAACAGCAGUCUUUGCAAAGUUGUCAUCUCUCCCCCACGGCUACUACCCUCCUCUGCAUUACAGCAAUGCCGGCAAGAGUGACAUUAGUACAACCUGUGCCAUCACUCCAUUGAGAAAACAGCUCUGACGCAGAACAGAGCAAUCAUACCCAGCCAAAAUAAUAAUAAAGGCACUUUGGGAUCUGAACUUAGGGACGAUGGGGGAAGGGGACGCCCAGCAAAUAAUUAAAAAAACGUAAAUGCAGUUCAAGCCCCAUCCUGAUCAAAGGGUACGUACGUGGGAAAGACGAACCGGACCGAAGAGCUCUGUCCGUGCACCAUCUGCGCAGUCUUCAGCCCUCCGCUUGCUGUGGAGCGCCGCAGAAUAGAAGGUUGGCCCAUGCAAUAAAGCAGGCACUGAAAUGGAAACCUGCAGGUGAAAACCUGGCCAUCACUUUGAAAAGCUGCAGUCCUGGAAUUUAUCAUAUGAAGUCUCAGAAACUCCCAGAUGGAAGAGCUAAGAUCCUUUUCAAAGAGAUGGCACCACAUUAACAAGCAAGCUUCUUCAAAGGAGAGCUUAUACCCCAUGUUGAAGUUCAAGGGAGAGCCUCUUCUUGGGCCCAAGGAAUUGGACCUCCAGCACAUGCAGCUCAUGCUUACACUUUUCCACCCUGCCCAUUGGAGAGCACGGCCGGCCGUAAGGGAGCUGCAGUCUUCAAAUAUACCUGACGCAAGUACAGCCUUUCCCUGCCCUGGGGGCACAGGCCUUCCUUUCACAGUCACAGUCUACCUACAGUAAGGGCGAAAAUAGCCAGGACCUACUUGUUCCACACUGACAGAGAAAAUAGCCUCAGAUUCCCCUCUUUCUGGGCAACUGACCUUUUCACAGCCAACUGGAGCGUGGGCCCCAAAACACGAGUCCAACCCAACUGCCAGCCCUGUUGUAAUCUACCAUGGGUGCCCACAGGGGUUAUGUCCCAUGCAAGGGCUCAGUCUAACACCUUUCAUGAAUAUUUGCAAAAGCUAAACAUAACUGGGGCAGCUGGCAGGGAGACAUCUAUGAACGACAAACCAUCUCAAGGCAACCAAGAGACGGUCAUCUCAGGGCUCAGUCCAGUUGUGUUGCACUAACGUCUAAUCAUACUUCAAUAAUAUUAAAGUUUCUUUAGAAAUAUGUUUAAAAGAUUAACCACAUGACCAGUAGAUAUUUAAAUAUAGGAUUAGUAAACGGCCAGGUGCGCAGCUGACUGUUCGUAUGAAUCUUUAACAUCUUUUCCUGGUGCUAUUUAGGAAAAAUCACAAUGAUACCAUUACGUGCUUUCAAUCAAUAUAGCUUUUAAGAGCUGAUUCCCUGUUUGUGCUGCUUGUGGUACAACACAUUUCUAAUCCAUGACUAGGCUUCCAGACUACACAGUAAAAUGAAUAAUAAUGAUAGUAAAAGGUGUGUAGCUUUUUUUAUGCAGACAGCCUUUAUAUUACUUUAGUGCUGGAUUUUCCAGCUGGAUUCCUAUUGUACAUGGAAAAUAAAGACAGUUAUUUUGUAAAAAAAAAAAAAAAACCUAGCCAGCCAAAAAUUAAAAAAAAACUUCCUAACGAACUCAUGCUUUUAUAGAAAAUUUUCAUAUCAUUCCUGGGUACAACUGCAGAAUGAGUCAAGCUAGAUAGAUAUCUUUAAACAACAUCUCGGCUGGAACAUGGACAGGGCACCAGACAGCUUGCUAAAAAUAGAUUAAUCCUAAUUACAGCCACACUUCUACUUUUUCAAGGUUUCCUAUUUCACAUGCCUAGACAAAGGCUAUGAAUGGAUGGGGGGGAUUAGUGCCCAUUGUGGCAGGAGAAGGGGCAGGGGGCUCAACACACUGGGUGUUAUUGCGUAAUUCUAGGAACAUGCAGUCCUUUGGCUAAAGUAACACGAGUGACAGCACCGUCCUCUGCCUCGCUGGCCUUCAGGCUGCCACGGCUCUGAGCUGAUUGGACACAAGCAUAAUUCAGUGACCUGCCUCGGAAAUCUAGCUUUCCCAACUUAACAAAACAAGAAGAACCAACCAAACUAAACCACUAGAAAACAAAAGUUUCAGAUAACGUGUGAUUUUUCUAGUUAAACAUGUAAAAAAUAACAACUUUGUUAUAGACUUUCUGAACUGCCUAAAACACUUGGAGAAUUAUGGUCCUGUGACAGAAUUACAUGGAAUGAUUAAAAACCCUAAGGAAAGGUCCCAUGCUGAAAUACACUUCAUAGGACUCUGAAGGGAUUUCCAUAACUCUCUAUUCAUUUUAUUUCCUCCUGGAUAAUAUUCAUAUAUAGAGCUGACUUACUAUCACCUACGCAGAAUUACAAGCUGUUCAAAAUGAAAUACACUUAUUUAAGCCUCUGCUUUCCAAACUACAGUAGUUUAUUCUUCUGGCAAAGCCUAUGAAACUAAUGAAAACAACUUUUUUCCCACUGUAAAAGAUGUAUAUUAAUUGUCAAUCUAAAUAUUUAACCAGAAAAUGUAUUGCUUCAUCUACAAUGGCUUUGUGUUGUUUUAUCAGAAACCAGGGCAUAAUGUUAUUUUCCUUUUGUUGUUUAUAUAGCAGUAAUCAAUAGAUAAACAUUAGGGCCCCCUUUGCUAGAGACCUGUCUCAAUAUGCACACAUAACUGCUGCUAUAAAAAGAUAACCAGCAAUUAAAAGAUCUUUUAGACCAGUAAACCAAACGAAAACUUCAUCAAACACUCUGUCACUACCUUGGAUUUAUGUAUCCAAGGAACAAAUCUUCCGCAACUACAGGGGAAAUGUCAAGAAUUUAAUUUAAAGUGUCCAUCUGAACCUGUUGAAUGUUUUGG
Messenger RNA from Struthio camelus australis, 7596 nucleotides. NCBI's taxonomy places the organism in Eukaryota, Metazoa, Chordata, Aves, Struthioniformes, Struthionidae. The record is from RefSeq and is a predicted model, not a curated record.